Dendronephthya gigantea is the source of this 1749-nucleotide messenger RNA. Its product is annotated as spondin-1-like. NCBI's taxonomy places the organism in Eukaryota, Metazoa, Cnidaria, Anthozoa, Malacalcyonacea, Nephtheidae. Bases 352 to 1725 code for a protein of 457 amino acids. The record is from RefSeq and is a predicted model, not a curated record. The transcript has 9 exons.
CACAUUUUCCAUGUCUUGGCCAAAAUUGUCGAGUGGCCACUAACAUUCCAUUGGCAUCACAGUGUUUACACUACCGCCCAGCUGUAAUCGGAUUUUAAAAGCACACAGAUUUUCGCGCUCUAUUCCUGGCCCCUAUAUGUAUACAUUUUAGCAUGUUACCGGAAACGCAUAAAUGCACUAGCUGGUGUGCGACAUUGGUGUCAACUUGUGUAUCAAAAGUUGGCAUGACGUCUGGGCAGGCAGGUCAAAAUAAUUCAGCUGUCUAGAGGGGUAAACGCAUCAAGAACGCCGUGUCGACGUCUCGGCAGAAAACUAAAUCAGGGUUCCAUCGCUGUUGUAAAAUUUUACACCAUGAAACGACGAAGUGUUUUAAACACGAUGGCAGAAUUUCUGUUGAUGCUGUUUCUUGUAAAAUGCUUUCAAAUUGACCAAAGUCUAGCGGACAGCAUGAAGGCGAAUGAGAUUGACAAAAACCGUUUAAGAGUGAAGAGGGAGGCGAAGCCGACAGAACGUAUGCGUGGCUCCUGUUGUGUUUGCGGUGUUGCUGUAUACAAAGCGACGUUUACAAGUAAAUGGAACAAAACCACACAUCCCAGUGACUACCCAGAGAAUUUAGCUCAUUUCUCGACUGUAAUUGGUGGAACGCACGCAGACAUGCAUGUUGUGUGGGAACUGGGUUCCAAAGCUUCUGCCGCGGUCAAGAGAUUUACGGAAUGGGGCGACACAAAAACGGUGCUGAAUAAAUUAAGUCGGAAAAACUAUUUGGGGAUAAUCAGGAUCGGUCCGAUCACAAGACCUAAUAAGCCGUACACAGAUAGAUUUCGCGCGGAUAAGUACAAUCACUAUCUGUCCAUGAUAUCAAAGAUUUCGCCAAGUCCAGACUGGUUUGUAGGAAUAGACCGCCUGGAUCUAUGUAACGCCAGCGAUUGCAGCUGGAAGGAUAAUAUCACUGUACAACUACGACCCAUGGAUGCAGGUACAGACAGUGGUCUAAAGUUCAAGGCGACCAAUAUUGAAAGCAACCCUACUCAGGCCAUAUACCAGAUAAAGCCAAAUGUUCCUAAUCAUCCCGCGGCAUCCUUCUAUAACCUUAAACAAAAAAGUGUGCCUCCUAUGGCGGAAUUUAGAAUAAACCUCGUUCAUGCCAAGGGAAGAUGUUCGAGAAACACUGAUCCCAAAGCAGUCACAGACUGUGCUGUUUCACGAUGGUCGCCAUGGUCUUCAUGCUCAGUUCAAUGUGGCCGCGGUCAAAGGAAACGCGAACGUAGUGUUAUCACUCCUGCAAAAAAUGGAGGAAGGAAAUGUCCCAAGAUAUCCCGAACGAGAACUUGCCGCGGCAGGAAUUGCUCAGCUAAAGUGGACUGUGUUGUGGAUUCCUGGUCACCUUGGGGACCCUGCAGCAAAACGUGUGGCCGAGGACGUAGAUCCCGAAACAGGAAAGUAAUUGAAAAUGCACGUAAUGGAGGAAAAAAAUGUCCACAUUUAAAGGGAAGAUCAAAAUGUAGAAUAAAACGUUGUCCAGUUCUCGACUGUAAAGUUUCAGAAUGGUCCGCCUGGAGUCCUUGCAGUAAGAAGUGUGGAAAAGGGAAACGACACAGAACGCGAGAAUUGAUACAAAAAGCUACUAAAGGAGGAAGAAAAUGCCCAUUGCUGAGAGAACGCCAGUUCUGUAAUACAUUUGAGUGUCGAGGGAGGUCAAAAUUAUCAUCUAUAUCUGGAAAGUAGCCAAAGAAGAUCUCUCUCAAAACC